Molecule: messenger RNA, 1196 nt
Organism: Rattus rattus (black rat)
Lineage: Eukaryota; Metazoa; Chordata; Mammalia; Rodentia; Muridae
Gene: Pole4
Product: DNA polymerase epsilon 4, accessory subunit
Exons: 4
Coding region: 87-443 (118 amino acids)
Cellular component (GO): nucleus; epsilon DNA polymerase complex
Molecular function (GO): protein heterodimerization activity
Source: RefSeq, a predicted model, not a curated record
CGUGGUCUCUAACCGGCGCGGGAAAGGGGCCGGAGUCUCGUGUGCGCGCUCAGACAGCGAUCGCGCGCAGCACAUUUAGGGAGGGGAUGGCGGCAGCGGCGGCCGCUGGGAGCGGGACGCCCAGAGAGGAGGAGGCUCCGGGAGGGGAGGCAGCAGCUUCGCAGGCCCAAGCCCCGACGAGUGCACCCGGUGGGGCUCGCCUUUCGAGGCUGCCUCUGGCGAGAGUAAAGGCCUUGGUGAAGGCAGACCCUGACGUAACGCUGGCGGGACAGGAAGCCAUCUUUAUCCUGGCGCGUGCCGCGGAGCUGUUUGUGGAGACUAUUGCAAAAGAUGCCUACUGCUGUGCUCAACAAGGAAAGAGGAAAACUCUUCAGAGGAGAGAUUUGGAUAAUGCCAUAGAAGCUGUGGAUGAAUUCGCUUUUCUAGAAGGCACUUUGGAUUGAUAGUGGAGCUGGAUGAUUUUGUGAGCCUUUGCUGCAUCCGUCGUUUUUCCCCUCUGUAAGCCUCAGCUUUGGAGAGAGUCUGCGCAUGUAUACAAUCUUCCUGUUCUGCUUUUACCCAAAAUGGAAGAAGCAGAGAGCUCUUGGAUAGCAUUCUCCACAAAGUCUUCCAUUACUUGAGUCUGUCUUCCAAUUCAGGCCUGGAUGUAGCUGAUGCUGUUUGGGGCAGAGAUGAAAGGACCGUUCUGCAUAGGUGGUUUAAUGAUCACAGAAGACUGGAAUAAAGGUCUUUGGUCGGCUUCGUUCCUGUGUUUUAUAUUGCCUUUGCUCUUGCCCUGUGACUGGGAACCCAUGUGGUCAGGCACAGACUUUCCUCAUCUUUCAAGCAACCAUCCCAAGUCAAGUCUUUAUUAACUUUGUUCUUUCUAAGCAUGUCAUUGGUAUGUGGGUCAAUAAUAUAUGGGAUACCUCUUCUCCUUAGGAGUCAAAUCAAUGAGGUUCCAACAGUUUUAUUGAAGUAUAAUUCAUGUGUCAUAUUCAAUUCAAAUUGUAAAGUUCAAUGGCUUUUUUUUGAAUAUUCAUAGGUAUAUGUAGUGAGAUUUGGAACAUUUUCCUCUGAAUGGAUUCACAUGAGUUUUGUGUAUGACAAAAUUUAGAUAAUGUUAUUUAAAUUUAAUCUAUGGUAUGCUAUGUAUUUGUACCCUUACCUUUAAGUUGUGAAAUAUAUGUAAUAUAAAGUUUCCCAUUUCAACUGCU